AUGGCCCAACAAUUUCCGGACAAGAAGUUCCAGCUUUCGUAUACCACGACGGCUUCAUGGCUUGAUACCAGGGACCGAGCCUGGCAUGAUAGCCUGUUCCUAUGUGACGGUGAUACGCCAUGUGCGGCUUGUGUCGCAACUGAAAACGACUGCACUUAUGGAUCUGAAGCCAACUCGAGAGGAAAGAGUGAUCUCAUCCUGGAAGGGGUGUUGCGUGUUGAGAAGUAUCUUCACGAGUUGAAUGCAAACAUUGCAGCAUCGCCACACUUCGUUAGUCGCAGUUCUUCUCAUCAUGUACUGUCAUCCGCGGUCGGCUCGUCAGUUGGUAGAGGGAGCUUCUCCGGAGGCUCCCUAACCGACCUGCGCAUUACACCUCGCCCUACCCUCUGUCCACAUCCGGACGAGCUAGACAACGCUAACAACCUGGAGAAUGCUGUUCUUGAAUCACGGCACACUUCUACAACGGAGUCGAUAUUACAAUGGCCCCAUUUCGACGUCUUUCCUAGUCUUCGCAAGGACUACACUUCCAUCUUCCACCUUGAGCAGUCUCGUCCUCGCAUCAAGACGAAGAAAAGAGACAUUUAUCCGUAUAUGACAGAAGAAGAGGUCGACAGCAUUUUGGAUGCUUUCGGCCAUGCCGUCAACUUCUGGUAUCCUACAACGUCAAGCGAUCAGCUACAUAAUGCUCGGGCACUCAUCACGAACGGAAACUUUGAAGACAACGAUGAGCUCUGCGUCUGCCUUGCUUUACUCGUCAUGGCACUGGGUUGUGCAAGCAAGGUGACGGCAGGCUUGAUGGAAAGCGCUGCUGUCCCUGAGAGCGAACAGAGACGCAGAGCAACUUAUCGUGCAACGGGCGAUAUGUAUUUCGAGAGUGCGCUCAAGAAGCUUUACGUUGCCCACAUGGAUGUCAGCUCCAUAGCCACACAGUGUCUUUUCUUCGUAGCUCUUUACUUCGCCUUCCUUCGCCGUCCCCUCCAAGCAUGGGAGUAUAUUUCCGCCGCAGCCACCAAGUGUCUCCUUCUCCUUUCAUACUCUUCCCAAGAUUCCACUUCCGAAGAUCAAGAACGUAUUCGCCGCAUCUUUUGGUCCUGCUACAUUCUCGAAUCGGAUUACUUAGCUGAGCUCUCCAACUUGCCGCUAUCAGGUAUUGCUCGUGUUGAAUCCUCAGUUCCGCUACCAGAUGCAUGGUAUAGCACGCAUUCGAACGCCCAAGAGGAGGAGCAGAGCUCUUUGUACUUUUUGGCCUGUAUCUCGAUGAGGAGGCUGCUGAAUCGAGUACAUCAGCUACUGUAUGCUAGGGGAACAGGCGCGAGUUUGGAUGAUAAGCGGUUCCCUGGCAUUGUGAAGGAGCUGGAUCAUCAGUUGGAUGAGUGGAGGACUGUGCUGCCAGAAGCCUUUGCUUUCGAGGUUGAGUGGCCGCCAGUCGGUGCGAAGCACAAUAUCACCGGAGUAAAGACGGAGCAUGGGGGGUUCCUGAGGCAAAGGUAUCUCACUUGUAGGAGUGUCAUCUACCGGCCAAUGGCAGGCGCAAUGCUCGUUCUCUUGGCCGCCUGCCGGAUAUCUUUGCUCAAAGACCUCAUCGGGCCCGAGAUCCUUCAAGCGGGAAGCCACUUGAGGGAAUUGUUGGUAGGAUGGCAGAAAGUGCAAGGAGAUCCGAGCUCGCCCAGCGUGAAUCAAAGUAUACAUAUUAUCAAGGAGGCUGAGAGGUUCAUCAGACAGGUCUAUAAGGGUGGAAAGGAUGAAGAGCAAGGCCGCAUUGAGGAGUAAGAUGGCAGAUCGCAUGGACCGCGAAAAGAGACCAAUCUCAAAAUGAGAGAAUAUGGACCCAAUUUCAUCAUAAAGGCAAGAUGGCCGAGCGGUC
Molecule: messenger RNA, 1864 nt
Organism: Neurospora crassa OR74A
Lineage: Eukaryota; Fungi; Ascomycota; Sordariomycetes; Sordariales; Sordariaceae
Product: C6 zinc finger domain-containing protein
Exons: 6
Coding region: 1-1770 (589 amino acids)
Biological process (GO): DNA-templated transcription
Molecular function (GO): DNA binding; zinc ion binding
Source: RefSeq, a predicted model, not a curated record